AUGGGAUUCAAGAUUCUCAGCCCGACCACCCCCAACAAGAAACCCACGCCAUGUCUGCACUCAGACGGAAAGUCGACGCCGGUAUGCUGGGACUGCGCCGAGAAGGGCCACCCGCAGAGCGUAUCGCCCCUGCGUGACGAUGAGAAGGCGAGCCCGCGCCGGAAGCUCGGGAAGGGGUCGACACUUUCGUUCUUACACAGCCUCUCGCCCAUCUCGGGUUCUACCUUUGACAGUGCCUCAAUGAAGGAGGUGCAUCCGGCUGAGCCGGGUAUUGAGCUUUCGAAGCGAGAUAGUCGACCCCUUUCUCAGCCUGGCCUGGAAGUCCUUUUGGGACCUGAAGUUGUGCCGGCCGGGACGAGGUAUGCUACUUCUGCGAGAUCAGUACGUACCCACGACGAAGAUGAGACAAUCCCGGACAAGAAUCCGGCUGCCGGUGAAUCCCGUGCGACAAUCUGCGGUUUACGGAAGAAGAUAUUCGGUAUCGUCUUGGCAUGCGUCCUGUUGCUGGCCUUGGCGAUAGUCCUGGGCAUUACGCUUGGCAUAGUUCGACCGAACAUGCUGAGUAGAUCCAAGUCAUCAGGACCAUUACAUGGUAAUCCUUCGGGGACAGCUACUGCAGUACACCCAUUGCUUUUAGUAGGGAGGGCUCGGGGACGAUACAACGAAAACAGGGUCAGUGACGAUGUUGCGAGCCAUGACAACCGUAGCCCAGACGGCCAAAACUACGAGAAAGAGCAACCCCAGUAG
This is a messenger RNA of Pseudomassariella vexata, 747 nucleotides long. RefSeq lists its product as uncharacterized. Lineage: Eukaryota; Fungi; Ascomycota; Sordariomycetes; Amphisphaeriales; Pseudomassariaceae. The coding region runs from base 1 to 747 and encodes 248 amino acids. The transcript is spliced from 3 exons. The record is from RefSeq and is a predicted model, not a curated record.